Messenger RNA from Perca flavescens (yellow perch), 2274 nucleotides. It is a transcript of the gene spred1, whose product is annotated as sprouty related EVH1 domain containing 1. Gene Ontology annotation, cellular component: membrane. Lineage: Eukaryota; Metazoa; Chordata; Actinopteri; Perciformes; Percidae. The record is from RefSeq and is a predicted model, not a curated record. Gene Ontology annotation, molecular function: protein kinase binding. The transcript is spliced from 7 exons. Bases 684 to 1952 code for a protein of 422 amino acids. Gene Ontology annotation, biological process: multicellular organism development; negative regulation of MAPK cascade.
CCAGUUUUCCGAUGUUUCAUUCCCCCCGAGUUGAAAAUGGAGUUCGAAUAAAGCAGAUGUCCACCAACUUCUCAAGGAAAUUUCAAAUCUAAAUGAUUUUACUUUACGCAUCAGUAUUCAUAUUGAAAACAGCUGAACCUUUUUUUUUUUUUUUUUUUGGCUUUGGAUGCCUUUACUGCAAAUUACUCGGACACGUUGACGGAGCAACGCUCCACAACGCUUUUUCAAGUGUUGUCCUGGACCUGAAGUUGGCGAAUGGAUGCUCGACAGCCAGCCAUAAAUAACCUGCCAAACGUUACAGACUACAACAUUUUGUACAUUUUUUAAGGAUCUAUUCUUAUUUUUGCAAAGCGGGGAUCUGUGGUUGUUGAAGAGGAUGAUGCCGAUGGCCCAUUUGUUGUGGUCGGAUUUUACUUCCAGGGAGGAUAAAAUGAAUCAACGAUUGUCAUUCCUCCUCGCGAUUUAACGUUAGUUCCAGGCAGCGAAGCUAACGUUAAACUAUCUCCACUUGGUUUUCACAAGGACGCUUAGCUAGGCAUGCCCCGUUGUACAUCAUUUACUUACCAUCCAAAAUAGGGGUAAUUUCUAUAUGUGAAGGAAAAUGGUGAUAUUUGUGGUAUUUUAUCCCGCCGUCACUGCGUCGUCGAUGCUAUUGCUAGGAUUUGGAUCCCCGUGAGGAAAAAAUGAGUGAAGAUUCAACAAAUCCAAACAACGAUGACAGUUAUGCGCGUGUGAGAGCAGUGGUCAUGACUCGGGAUGACUCCAGUGGUGGGUGGCUUCCCCUGGGGGGCGGAGGCCUAAGCUGUGUCACCAUCUAUAAGGUCAGCCGGGCGGAGCCCACCGCUGUGGAAUUUCACAUCAAGGGCGAGAGGCUCAAAGACAAAUUGGUGGUGCUGGAGUGUGUCCUGCAGAAAGACGUAAUAUACAACAAGGUCAACCCCAUCUUCCACCACUGGAGGAUCAACGACAAGAAGUUCGGACUGACUUUCCAGAGCCCUGCUGACGCCCGUGCCUUUGACCGGGGCAUACGUCGGGCCAUUGAGGACAUCAACCAAGGUUGUCGGCCAUUUGGGGAAGGGGAUACUCCCGAGGAUGGACUACCGGUGUGUGACGAGCCUCCCUCCAUCUGUACCCCGAUGAAAGAGCCCUUCUCUCCCCUGAACAACGUCGUCUCCACCGAGUCGUUCGGGAGCUGCUACGUCCGUGCCCAACCCUUCGACGAAUUCCCCUCCAGAAACCGCCGCUACCUGCCUCCACAGGUCUCCUUCAAGUCGACUCGUCAUGUCAGUUUUCACAUGGACGAAGAGGAGAUUGUUCGCAUCAACCCGCGCAAAGACGUGCUCAUCCGCGGCUAUGAGGACUACCGCCACCCUGUCAUGUGGAAACAGGAGGCCGACCGCGAGGACCUGGACUUCCCCACCGCCUUCCACAAACUGGACAGUAAGAAGUGCGAGUACCUCUUUCCUGAUGGCCCCUGUGGGGACUCCCACUCUGGCCCUGGUAUGGGCAUUGGAACAGGUAUGGGGAUGGGCAAGGACACAGCCAUCAAGACUCAGCCCUCGCCCCUGCUCAAGUCCAAGAAGGGCCGGCGGCGGCGAGAGGACGGCGAGCGUUCGCGCUGCAUCUACUGUCGGGAGAUGUUCAACCACGAAGACAACUGGCGGGGGCAGUGCCAAGACGCCCCCGACCCGAUCAAGCAGUGCAUCUACAAAGUCAGCUGCAUGCUGUGCGCCGAGAGCAUGCUCUACCACUGCAUGUCUGACUCCGAGGGCGACUUCUCAGACCCGUGCUCAUGUGACACAUCUGACGAGCAGUUCUGCCUGCGCUGGCUGGCCCUGGUGGCGCUCUCCUUCAUCGCGCCCUGCAUGUGCUGCUACCUGCCUCUGCGCGCCUGCCACCACUGUGGCGAGGCCUGCCGCUGCUGCGGGGGCAAGCACAAGGCCGCGGGGUGACCUAACGGCGGACUCUGGGACACCCUCAAAGCUAGCUAACACAGGAAGUGGAUAAAAGCGGAAAAUUAAAAGCCGGCAUCCUUUUUUCAUUCCCCUCUCAGACGGGGUGAUAUGUUGUUGAUCCCCAGCUCUGAGGGCUUUUGGAGAUUUCAGUUUGUGUUUGUCGCCGACAAGCAGCAGUGGAGGACAAACCAUAUGCUUUGUGGGAGCUCUGAGCACCAAGCUAAGUUCAGGAGCUUAAUCUAAGGAGAAGAGGUGUAGGCAGCGUCAAGCUUAAUAGACUUGGAGAGGUUACUAAACACACCUGUACACACACACACAC